Habropoda laboriosa is the source of this 2406-nucleotide messenger RNA. RefSeq names its product rabphilin-3A-like. The transcript is spliced from 9 exons. The coding region runs from base 1 to 2406 and encodes 801 amino acids. The record is from RefSeq and is a predicted model, not a curated record. Gene Ontology annotation, biological process: intracellular protein transport. Gene Ontology annotation, molecular function: small GTPase binding. NCBI's taxonomy places the organism in Eukaryota, Metazoa, Arthropoda, Insecta, Hymenoptera, Apidae.
AUGGAUAUCACAGUAAAAGAUGCAGGUAGAGGAACAAGAUGGGUGUGUCCAAAUGAUAGACAUUUAGCACUGAGAGCAAAGUUGCGGACUGGCUGGUCUGUAAAAACUGGUUCUUUAGACUCAAAGUGGGGUACUUAUUCUAAUUCCUAUUCAAGUAGUACAAAUCGAUGUGCACAAUCAUUUGUACUUAGUGAAGAAGAACAGCAGACAAUCAUACAGGUAAUUCAAAGAGCCGAAGCUUUAGAUUUAUCAGAACAAGAAAGAAUUGGAAGAUUGGUAGAAAGAUUAGAGAAUAUGAAACGUAAUGUCUGUAUCGUCACUGCAACAAGAUUGAAUGAAAGAAAAGGCUGCAGUAGCCGGUGCUCUAACAGUGCGCACUGUGUGUGUUCUUGCGCUCUUUGUGGUGAAAAAUUUGGUGCAGUAUUAGGCGCAUCACCAAAUCUUUGUAAAGAUUGCCGAAAGUACAUAUGCCAGAAAUGUGGUAUCGAAACUAACGAAUUGAACUCAGCACUUUCGAAUGUUUCCACUACGAAAGAUAGAACGCAAGGAAAAACAACUAUGCAACGAAUCGUUAGACGAUCGAGCAGUAGUCAAAGGCAAUUUCUUUGUCGAAUAUGUGCCGAAACUAGAGAAAUGUGGAAAAAAAGUGGUGCUUGGUUUUUUAAAGGGAUGCCAAAAUACAUUUUACCAGAGAAAAGGGAACGUGGAUGGUCGCGAUCUAUGCAUAAGACAUCCACUUGGACAAUCGGAGGUAACAAAUCUCUUGAAUCGACAGAGCUUCAAGAUUCUUCUUCUGACGAAGAAGCAACGCGACGUCUGGCAUUAGCACGAAGACAGUCUAAUUCAUUCUCUAAUUUACAAAGAAAUCAAGACAGUAUUACCAACAAAACUUACUCAACUCCAUCAAAUUCUGCACAAUCGACUAGUAGCGCAUUUAAAUCCUCAGAGCAACGAACGAAUGGUCUUACAUCGUUAAAUAGUCGUGAGGAAUAUUCAGACCAACUGGAUAGAUCUACUCUCUCUAUUCCAUCUCAGUGCAGUCGUCUUUCACCAACUCCUACAAGUCCUCGUUUACGAACAAGUCCAAAAUCCAGUAAUGAUUCACACAUUGAACAACGUGUAUCUUUUGAAGAUGAAAUCACUGACGAGAAGAACAAAAAGUUUAAUGAUAAUAACGAUUUAAGCGAGGGCGCUCGUAAAUUUGAAUUCAGUUCGUACGAUCAAUCAAAAAGAUCUCAGGUACAAUCACCGAGAUCGAAUUCUACAACGGUUCCAACAACACCGACAACGACAAUUGUACCAGCGGAACAAGUUCCAGAACAACUUCAAAUUCACGAGAAAUGUAUGGAUCAAGAAAAAAGUCGAACCUGUCUGGAACAGGAGAGCUUGUUCAGUUUUCGCAGCAACAAUCAAAUCGACUUAUCGCGUCAACAAAUGCCGGAACACGAAACCGGACAAAAUUAUGGAACUCUGGAAGUCUCCUUGCGAUACGAUCCAGCAGCACAACGUCUCCAGUGCAAAGUGGAACGAGCCCGAGAUUUACGGCCAAUGGAUAAUCAUGGUCUCGCCGAUCCAUUCUGCAAACUCAACAUAUUGCCAAUAGACACAGUUGCGACUACCAAACGACUUCGAACAAAGACAAUCCACAAAACGCGGGAUCCAGAGUUCAACGAGAUUCUAAACUUCUACGGAACAACAGAAACCGAUAUAUGGAAUGGCAAAGCAUUGCACAUCCUGAUACUUCAGGACGAUCCAGUAGAUCAAGACUUUCUAGGAGAAGCGAGGUUUCCUCUGCACGAGUUACAACCACGUCAAACGAAACACUAUAAUGUUCCACUGCGAGAUCACUAUCCAGUGGACAACGAAGAGGCAGCUUGGGGCGUGUGUUCCAGUGGACGGGGACAGAUUCAAGUGAGUCUAAGUUACUGUACAAGACGGCGAGCGUUGACGGUUACAGUUCACCGAGCUACAAAUCUUCUUCCUAUGGACAGUAACGGAUUUUCUGAUCCAUUUGUUAAGCUGUGCCUUAUAGAAAAUGUGACAAACAAUCAUCGACAACGUGUCUUCGAUUAUUCAAUUGCACGUAUUACCGCUAAGAAGCUGGUAUCGAAAAAAAUCACAGGUCGCAAUUCACAAAGUACAACUAUUAAGUGGAAAACAUUAAACCCCGAAUGGAAUGAAGAAUUCGCUUUCGCUACUCGAUUAACAGACCUUACGAAAUUCACGUUAUAUCUUACAGUAUGGGACAAGGACUUUGGCAAGAGUAACGACUACCUCGGCGGACUUGAAUUAAGUUGUAAUAGCAAAGGAGCACGAUUACGACAUUGGAUAGAUGCUAUCAAAUUUCCGGAUCAUCGUCAUCGAGCUUGGCAUAACUUAACUGAUACUAUUUUGCCUACAGAAUAA